UUUCUCUGCGAACGAUAUGAAUGAAAGAGGGAAAUUAAUGAUUUACCAGUUAUUCUGCCUGGACUAAUUUUGUUUUCUGGAGGAUUUUAGAGUAACGUGUUGUGUUCAGAUUACAAACAAAGAAGUUAUUCGUUGUAGGAACACAAAUCAACUUCGACUUAUGUAUAUCACAGGUGUGGCUGUGUGGUAAGAAGUUUAAUCCCAAGUACAUGGUUCCGAGUUCAGUCCCACCGCGUAGCACAUUGGGCAAAUAUCUUCUACUGCAGCUCCGGGCCGACCAAAAUAUCUUGUGAGGGGAUUUAUUUGAUAGAAACUGCAAAGUCCGCCAUAUACUAUUUUACUUGUUUCAGUCAUUUGACUGCGGCCAUGCUGGAGCACCGAAUUAAAGGGUUUCAGUCGAAGAAAUCAACCCCAGGAUUUAUUCUUUGUAAGCCUAGUACUUAUUCUAUGGGACCCUUUUGCCGAACCGUUAAGUUACGAGAACGUAGACACACCAAAAUCGGUUGUCAAGUGAUGGUGAGAGAAAUCAAAUCAAAGAUAUAAAUCCUCUUAAAAGGAUAUCAACAUCCAAGUUCCCCGAUUUUAUCCAGUGUAUCAGUGAAAAACCAAAGAUGUCAAGGGUUGUCACUUUAAACAGAACCCUUGAUUCAAUAACACUGUGUAUAAACUCUGUGUCUGAAAUGACCAAUUUCAAAGACUGUUGAAUUUUACUCAUAGGGUAUUGGAAUCUUAAUAAUAGAUUUACAAAUGCAAUGACCAAUCUUAAAGACUAUUGGAUUUUACUCACAAGGUAUUGGAAUCUUAUAUGUAUACCAUUCUGCCUAAACAAUGGAUUUACAAAUACAAUAUCCCUACAUUCACUCUAUAUUUCCUAUCUUAACUAAACUAACUAUUGCUUAACCAUCCUCUCACACCGUCUCCGAUGAAGGGAAAUAAUAAAUAUCCUGGAAACAUCUAUCUCUGCACACACUGGUUCAACAAUGGUUCACUUCAACGUAAUUGUAUUCCUCCUGGGUCUCUUAUCACCAUUAGUUUAUUCUCAUGGUUGUCGUAUGGAAGACGACGAGUGUGAGUUUAAGCUGGUAAUUUCCUAUCAAUUAACGAUGGUAGUCAAUCAUGCCUUGGUAAAACCCUACAAUGGAAAACUCUACAAACAUGACGUCACUAAUUUUACGGGUGCUCAACCGAUACCAACUGAGGAAGUUAUUACAAUGGAUGGUUUCUCUGAGUCAGUGAAGGUGAUUGCAGUUAAUGGCACAGUUCCAGGACCAACAAUAGAAGUUUAUAAGGGACAAAGAGUCAUCAUUGAAGUAGAAAACGAAUUAUUUUCAGAAGGUACGACAGUACAUUGGCACGGCAUUCAUCAAAAAGGAACACCUCAUAUGGAUGGCGUGCCUUGGGUUACACAAUGCCCUAUUCUACCUGGUCAAUCGUUCAGAUAUGAAUUUAAUAUUACACAAACUGGAACUUAUUGGUACCAUUCUCAUCUAGGGACACAGCGUAACAUGGGACUAUUUGGUGCUUUUAUAAUACACGAAAAAACACAACCUAAAAUGAAAGAACAUUUGAUGUUAAUAACAGAAUACAAUCAUAACUGGGACGCCGAUGUGAGUCUCAUAAAACCACGUUUGGGAUAUUAUUUUGAUGGUAAAAUGAUUGGACGGACGAAAUCUCUAGAUGGAGCAUUUUUUUCUCCUUUAAACGUCGAUUCGGCGCUUGUGAAUGGUCGGGGCCGUUAUUAUGAUGAGUCAGGGAAUCACAAUGGGGCUCCCUUAGCUAUCUUUGACGUAGAAUCGGGAAAACAUUAUCGUUUUAGAGUGAUCGCUGCAGGGGCUCUGUACCCGUUUGAAGUGUCUGUUGAUGGUCACCAGAUGACAGUCGUUGCCUCUGAUGGUUAUGAACUGAAUCCAACACUUGUUGAUUAUUUUAUCAUCAACCCGGGCGAGAGAUUUGACUUCACGCUACAUACAAAUAAGAAUAUCGGGAAUUACUGGAUCCGUGGAAAGACGCUACAAAUACAUAAAAACAAUACAUUUGAAGCAAUUCUUCGAUAUAAAGGUGCACCGGACGAAGACCCCAACUCCACAGUUUCUGACUGCGUUCAACAGAAGAACUGCAUCUUACUUAACUGUCCCUUUCUUUAUUAUCCUGAGAAAAGUAAGAAACGAUGUUUACAAUUCGAUGACUUGGAGUCGGCUAGCUCAACUCAAGCACCCUCAUUCCGGUCUGGAAAGUUUGAGGAAUAUUUUUUAAAUUUUGCUUUUUUUGGUGUACCUGGAAACAUGCAUUCGUUUACGAAUGGUCGGAGAUUUCUGGAACCUACGGUAAAUCCUUUAACACAACCGAUUGGAACCGACAUUUUGUGUGAAAAUGCCAAUUGCGGUGUUGAUAGAGUGUGUCAUUGUACUUACACCUUAAACCUGAAAGCUGAUGAUACUGUCCAAAUUGUAAUGACAAGCUUAGGGAGAGGGAAUAGUGAUUCGCACCCCAUGCACCUGCAUGGGCAUUCAUUUUAUGUUGUUAAGAUGGGAUUUCCGAAAUACAAUGAAACAUCGGGAAAAAUUAUAGCAAAUACUAAAGAUAUUGAUUGUAGAGGUGACCCGAAAAAGAAUUAUUGUAACGAUGCGACUUGGUCAAACAGCAACUGGGAGGGAGACAAUAUCCCCGGAAUAAAGUUAGACAAGGCUCCUCUAAAGGAUACAAUUAUGGUCCCUAAAGGUGGAUACGUUGUAGUGAGAAUAGUUGCAGACAACCCUGGAUUAUGGUUGAUGCACUGCCAUAUUGAAUUACACAGUAUGGAUGGAAUGGCUCUUGUUUUUAACGAAUCUUUCGCUCGUUUACCAGAAAUACCGGACAACUUGCCUAAGUGUCACAGCUUCAAGAAAGGAGUUUAUAACAAAAGAGACGAUAUUGGAAAAGAUGACGACAAACAUAAAAAUUAUAAUGGCGAUAUAACCGACCCAACAGUAAAAGUGGCACUCGGAGUUCUAAUCGGAAUUGUCUGCGUCCUGGUUAUUCUUGUUAUUGUUCUUGUUUAUGUUUUGAUUGGUGUGCUGAAACAGAAGAAAUGACAUUCGAAAACCUCUUGAAAGCAACACGUCUGAAGAUAGAAGUGAAGGAAAGUUCAGUGGCAUGGUAGUGGUAGUGGUCGCGGUGGUGAUAGUUACGAGGGAUGGGAGGAUUGUUUAAUGCAAUAGUGCUUUUAGUGGUGGCUGCGCUGGUGGGGGGGGGGUGAUGGUGUCGGUGGUUGUUGUUUGUGUUGUGUGGGGAGGAGUGUUAAUGCUGGAGGAGGAGGUGAAAUAACAUAGAAUACAUUAUGGUUUAUGCAAUGCUUAGUCCAAGUGUUCGAGUGGGGUUUGGUAACUAAUGCAUGAAGGAUGUAGCUGUUGGUGUACAUAUAGCACAGGUAUAUAAUGACUUGUAGGCACACGGCAUUUCGUUAUGCAACCAUGAUAUACAACGAAGUGCAUUAAACGUUUUCAUAAGACAAUAGCGUGUACUUCUGUGUUAGCAGUGCACUUAAAUCCCGUGUUAAGGUCAUCUCUACAGAUUUGCUAGAGAAAUUAUAACCAACACUGAUUAUUUUGUUACGACGUUUUGUAUCCGAGAUUCCAGAUGUAAACAAACAGUGAAAUCGAGGACGAAAAGAUAGUUAAUGAGCGUAUAUACCAUAAAGAGCGUAUAAACUGAUGUUGUUUCGAUGUUUCCUUUCCGAUGCGCCAGAUGUGACCAACAGUAAGAUCUAGGAUGAAAAAAUGUAUAAUGGGCGUAUAUACUAUAUUUCGGGAGUUUUUGCACUUUCAUCAGCACCCAUCUUACACAUUAAUCAUCCAUGAACUCAUUGCUUAAAUAACCACGAAAUACAGCUGUGUAACGUUACUGGAUAUACCAGUUUACUCAUUAAACACACUUCUGGAAAGUUGGUGUGCAAAUAUUAAUGACUUGUAGGCGCACGGUAUUUCGUUAUGCUACCACAAAAUACUAUAAGUAUAUUAAACGUUUUUAUAAGUCAAUACCGUGGACUACUGUGUUAGCAGUUGGAAUGCGCUUAAUAGGCAAAUUGGUGUAUUCAAUAUCGUUAUAUCGCUAUAUGUAGUGGUUAUAUAAGCAAUGAAUUCGUGGAUGGUUAAUGGGUUAGAUGGGUGCACACGAAGGAGCAAAACUCCCGAAAUAUGGCAUAUACGCCCAUUAUACAAUUUUUCUUCCUCGAUCUUACUGUUGAUUACAUCUGGCGUAUCGGAAAGGAAACGUCGUAACAAGAUCAGUGCUGGCUCUAACUUCUAUCGAAGAUCUAUAGAGAUGACAUUAACACAGGAUUUCAGAACAUUGCUAGUACAGUAGUACAUGGUAUUGAAUAAUACAAUCGUUUAAUAUACUUUGUAAUAAUCGCAUAACGAAAUAUUAUGUCCCUAUACAUCAUUAAUACACGCACAUACAUACGCACACAGACUAUAUUGUUUUUUAAAUUGCUAAAUUAUUACUUUUAAUUAAGUUCAUCGUAGGAGCUGCUUAACUAUAUUAUCAAUUUUCCAGUAGCUUUUAAAGGUAGGCUAUGUUUGCAUGGGCUUUAAACCAAUUCUAUUUACUAGCGGGACCCGUGAAUAUUUCACGGAAUUAAUAGUAAAUUUAUUGGGUUAUUCCUGAAAACUUUAUCGAAAAAUCCUGAAAGCGUAACCUGUGGUGUGUCUGUAUCAAAAGAUAGUCGCUCAUCUGCUAUUCAUUGGAAAGUGAAGGAAAUUGGAAUAAGAUGAUUAUUUAAUGCACUUUUUAUAUAUAUAUAUUAUAUGCUUUAUAUGCCCAAUUUCAUAGACUUAAUACACAACUCUCAUAAAAUAAA
Messenger RNA from Octopus bimaculoides (California two-spot octopus), 4837 nucleotides. RefSeq lists its product as uncharacterized. The record is from RefSeq and is a predicted model, not a curated record. Lineage: Eukaryota; Metazoa; Mollusca; Cephalopoda; Octopoda; Octopodidae. Gene Ontology annotation, molecular function: copper ion binding; oxidoreductase activity. Gene Ontology annotation, biological process: iron ion transport. Gene Ontology annotation, cellular component: plasma membrane.